Caenorhabditis angaria is the source of this 7050-nucleotide messenger RNA. Lineage: Eukaryota; Metazoa; Nematoda; Chromadorea; Rhabditida; Rhabditidae. The record is from the annotation of a GenBank genome assembly.
AUGAUACCAAAUGAGCAAUUUCAAAAAUUGUUGUAUGAUUUGUUUUGUUUGUGGCACAGUGUGCAGCGGCAUUAUGAUCCACCGAUUACGGAUUCUGAGGAGCAACGAAUGCAUAAAGUAAGUUUUUGAGGAGAAUUUUGAGUGUGGGUGGGGACUAGAAAUCCAACAUUUUUAGAGGUUCUAGGCCACAGAAUGUCGUUUUUCGGUUUCUACAGUCCACCACAUAAUUUUACCCACAGGGAGACUAGAAAAGUAAAAUGUUGGUUUAUUAGGCCAUGAAAUCGACACAAAUUUGGGUUUCUAGGCCACCGGGGACUAGAAACGUACAUUUUUGAGUUUCUAGGUCACCAGAGACUAGAAAUUAUAGAUUUUUGGCUUUCUAGGCCACUGACCACAGUGUCCCGAACGCGUAUUGCGCCAGCACUCCACACUCCACACACUCUCUCGUUUUCUCUCUAUCUCUCAUCCGUCUCUUCAACAAAGCGCACUCUCUCAUCUUUUUUUGCGCUUUUGUUUUCUUGCUGAAAAAUGCUGGAAAUGUUAUUUUUGUAACUAAAUCGAAUAUGGAGAAGCCAGAGGAAGAAAAAUUGAAGCUAUUCCAAGUUGUUUCAUGAAAAAUGGUUGAGAAUGAAAUGAACAAGAGCUCUUCAAAAAAUACCUUGUGCAAAAACAUCAUUUUUGACCCAGGAAAGCUGAUAAAAUCUAGUUUACUGCUUCCAAAACAUUGAAAUAGGACUCCUCGAGUAUGUGGAAUCAAUAAUAAUUCAAAAUUAUGCCGUUUUUGUUAUUUUCUUUUCCAUCGAAAUUCGCCCAAAAUUGAACAAAAAACCAGAUUUCAGAAGUUUAUUUUGAUCAAAUGAUUCUUAAAACACCUUGAAAGUAUUCUAAUUUACAUAUUUAUCAUGAAACAAGUGCCGAAUCACAUUUUUCCUUCAUAAAAUUUGAAUUGUUUCUCUUCAAAAGAUAUUAACUAACUUAUUUUGAAUCCAAUCUUCACAUUUUUUAUAUCAAAACGUUCCUCUCAUUAUUCUCCAAAACAUAUAGCUCAGUUUGGGAGUUUUCAUGCAAGUAUAACUGAAUUCUAAUCGUUUCAAGAAAAAACCUAGUGUUAAAUUUUCAAAAAAACGACAAACAGGCUUGUGCGCUCUACCGUACAUGCACGAAAAAUGCGCACAACUUUUCUCUGGCUACGCGUUGGGGGCACUGUGCUGACAAGUCUCUGAAAAUCCCAAAUUUCUUUCCACGUGGAAAAUGUUAUCAGAAAUUCAAAUUUUUCAAUUUUAAAAUUCCACAAGGCAAAUUUGGAUUCAAAAAAUAUCGUGAAUUUUUCCAGGUAAAAAGUUUGAUUUGCAAACUUCUAACCGAAAUCGACGGCCGCGUCAACCGAAUCAAACAAAACAAUCAACAUCCACGUGGCCAAGAUUUCUACGAAGAAUGGACAAUGUUGACGUGGAAUGUUUUGUGUAUAACAAGUCGCCUGCAAAAUUCGAUAACCUCAACAAUUGUCUCAAACGAGGAUAAAAUGAUAUAUUCGCGAUUGAAUCAAGCGUUGGUUGAACUCGUCAAUUAUUCUCGUGAUUUUCUGCCUUUCCCAAGUUCCGGCGAUAUUGAUCCCGAAUAUUUGAGUCUGAAGGAGAAAAUGAAUCAUACGAUGAUGAAUUUGCAUGGAUUGUAUCGACAAAUGAAUAGUGAAUUGUAUCAGACACCAGAUGAUGUUGAGGAAUUUAGAUUGCACUUGCAGGUGAAUUUUUGGGAGGUUAAAACAUGGAAAAUGAGCCUGGGAGGUGGUUUUGAGGCUGAAAAUCAUGAAAAUUUCCCCUCAAACCCUCAAUUUCUUUUUCCAGCAAUUUGGUGAACAAUUGCUCAUCCCAUGUCUUGAACAAUACAAAACAUUUUGCAACAAAAAUUGUCAAAACCUCUGGCAUCAAGUUCGCUCAAUUCAAAUCGCCAAAAUGCGCGAGCAAACAUCGGAACCAACCACGGAAAAUCCAAAUCCGAACACUGAAAUCGAGACGCUCGUCACAUUCUAUUCAAAUAUGAUGUAUGUUUUGGCUGUUUUGGGAGCUCGUCUUCAAGGAUUUCGAUAUGAUUUGACGGUGAAUAAGAAGUUCUUCAAUUUCGAUCCGGUUUUACCACUCAGUGAAGCGGUUUUCGCUAGUUUGGAGCUGCUGAUGAGCAAUUGUGUUUUGGCGACUGAACCGAGCACUUCUGCUAUUUUGGUUACCAAUAAUUUGUUCGCGUGAGUUUUUCGGGAAAUCGUGAGCCCCUGGAGAUUUUUAGAGCCAAAAUUUAUUAUUUUUGAGUAUUUUUGGAGCUUGGUAGCUUUUUGGGCCUAAAACCCAGAUUUUGAGGAUAUUUGGACAAUUUUGAGCCCAAAUUCACCAUAUAUCAAGCCACGCCCCCUUUUUGCGAUUUUCGGCAUGGUUUUGAAGUAUUUUGAACCUAAAUAUGACUAGAUUUAAGCCACGCCCCCUUUUUUCAAUUUAGGGCGCAUAUUCUGAAACGUGAACGUACUUGGAUUCAAAAACCAUGCCGAAAACUUGCAAAAAAGGGGCGUGGCUUAAUUUUGGCCAACAACUAGCCUUGUUGGGUAUCAAAAUGAUCCAUUUUCCAUAUGAAUUUUGAACUUUCACCUCAAAAUUUCAGAAAAUCCCAAUUUUCAUGAAAAAUAGGCUUUUGAGAUAUCAAAAUGAUCCAAAAUUUCCCACCAAAAACCUAAUUUUCAUUGCAGAAUGAAUUGCGGAGCUCUGGCACGUGGAGUUGUUUUCAAAGAUUUCGAAAUUCAAGUGGUUUCCGAAGAAACUGCCGAACACAUUCAAUCGGACAUGUCAAGACAACGACUCCUACAACAUCCGGCUCCAAUUGGUCUGGCUCCAUCAGCUGCACUUUUGGCAAUGAAACCGACGACUGGAACGAAGAGAAGUAAUGCAGCUAGUAAUGGAGGUGAGAAAUUUGCUCAUUUUUUAAUUUUUUCAUGAAAAAUCUGAUUUUUUGAUACCAAACAUGCCUAAUUUUAACACCACGCCCAUUUUUUUUGCAAAAUAAUGUUUUUGGAGCAUUUUGAUCCCAAAUAUGCAAAGAAAAUCCCCCCUGAAAGGGGGCGUUACCUAAUAUAUUUCAUAUUUGGCCUCUAAAUGCUCCAAAAAGUGUGCCGCAAAUUGCAAAAGUGGGCGUGGCCUCAACCCAGCCAUAUCUAGGCUCAAAAUGUACCCCAAAAACCCGAAUUUCACUCUGCAGAUUCCGCCAACAAUACGGCUCACAAAAAAUCCGAUGUGAACAGCAAAGAAAGUGUCAUCAUCUAUCCGGUCUACAACUCGAAAAAUCGAUAUUGGGCCGCAAAUUAUCCGCAUCUAUUGUGCACAACACGACAAAAAGGCCGACAUUCGAUGCAGAAUUCGUUUCAGGUAGGCAAAUUUUUUCGGGAUUUUUGUAGAAAUUUUUUGAAAAUCUGAAGUUUUUCCACCAUUUUUCAUUAAAUUCUGAAAAAAAACACGAUUUUUACACCAAAAAUUGAGCAUUGCUCAUGUUAGUGAAAAAAUAAAAAUUUUGCCACGUGGAAAAACUUCGUUUUCAAAAACAUUUUUGAGCAUUGCUCAUAUUAGGAAAUCCGAAAAAAAAAACAAUUUUUAAAAAAAUAUAAGCAUUGAUCAUGUUAUGGAUCAAUUUAUGGGGUGAGUCAUAAAAAUAAAUUUCGCGACAUUUUUUGUCGCGAAAUUGCAAUUCGUGAAACGACACAAAAUAAACACAAAAAUAAAUGGGGCUAUUCAUGUUAUUUUUCAACGCUGAGAAAACGGGAGAAAAGCGGAGAAAACCUAUUCAGGUAGGCUGAGAAAAUACGAAAAAAGCGGAGAAAAUGUAUUUCCUCCGCAUUUCUCCUGUUUUCUCAACAUGCUGAGAAAAUACAUGAAUAGCCCCAAAAGGAGAAAUAUUAAAGGGAUACGUGAUCGCUGCGAGACCCAACACACGAAAAAAGAAUUUCCUCUUUUAUUUUAUUAAUUUCGUGUCGUGUUCGCGAAUUGCAAUUUCGCGACAAAAAAUGUCGCGAAAUUCAUUUUUUCUUCAGAUGAAUUGAUCCAUUAGGAAAAUUUUGAAAAAAAACACAGAUAGCUGGAAAAUUUUUGAAAACUUAGUUUUGAGCAUUGCUCAUAUUAAUAAAUCCCAAAAUCUUCUAAAAAUAACGACAUUGCUCAUGUUAACCAAUAUUUUUCCGCAGGAUCUAUCGCCGUCUUCACAAAUCGACAAAUCCUCCAACGGAAAACGUCCGAUUUUUUAUUUUCACAUUCGAGCCACAAUGUUUAGUCCAUCGGGAAGAUUCGCCACAGCUCACACACUUUCACUGCCUUUUACAAUUGCGACACGAAGAAAUCAGGUUAGAUUUUCUGGGGAAUUUCAAAACGCCGUGAGAAACGCGUUAAAAUGAGCCUUAACAUCAUAGGGGUCUGAGAGUUGACUUUAAUUAUCUUAUGAACUUUAAAAAUUCAUCUUACGAACCUUAAAAUGACUUCAAACAGCUUAGGUACCCUGAAGUUGACCCCAACUUUAAUUACCUUAGGAACCCUAAAAUUUCCCUUAUUUCAAUUUAUGUUUUCCCUAUCAUGUUUAUGCUCAUUUUAAAGCAAAUUUCCCACGAAUGUUACCCUAGUCACCUUAAUUACCCUAAUUUUUCCAGGAUUGUCAAGUUCAACGAAUGAUGUCCUCCUACACGGCCACAAUUUUCUGGCUUUAUGGCUGUAAUUCACAAGAUGGACUUCUUCUACAAUGGAUUGAUGGUGGAAUGCAUUGGGAUCAUUUUAAGCAUCUUUUUAAGCAGCAUUUUAAGGUAAGACUUUAAGGAACUUUACAAGAUUAACCUGAGCAAUCCCUAUUUUCUAAUGCUUGUUCAGUUGUUUAAAAAAUUGGAAAUUGCUCAUGUUAGUCCCAAAAUUAUUUAAUAUUAGGAUGAUUUCUAGGCAGAAUUUCGAAUUAAACUAACCAUAUGAGCAAUUCAUAUUUUUAAGCUAGUAUUGCUCAUGUUAAACCGUUUAUCGAUUUUUCUUAGGUCAACGCUGCUGUCCAACGAAGUCUGGUCGAUGGAGAUUUCGAUCUUCUGAAGUACAAACUUCAAUGUCCGGAUUGUUGCUCAGGUCAAGAUGGAGCACGUGUAAAUGGAGCACAACGUGAGUUUGAAGCCACGCCCACAAAACCCUGCCGCACCCGUUUUUCUCUUGAAACUCUUGAAAUUAGGCCACGCCCAUUUUCUGCAACCCUCACGUUUUUUUCAGAAAUUGUCACGUUCAAAAAUGUGCUCUGUCCUCAUUUGCGAUAUGAAUGUGGAAGUACAAAUGUUCGAUUUUCGGUAAGUUUUUUUUAGCAUUGCUCAGGUUAGAGCUGAGCAAUGUUUUUAACAAGCUUUGAAAAUAAAAUUUCUCAUAUUAAAAAAAUGUUGGAACUUUGAUUAAAAUCUUAACCUGAGCAAUGCCUAUUUUAACUGAAAAAAUAAAAUUGCUGAAAAAAUAAAAUUGCUGAAAAAAUAAAAUUGCUAAUGUUAAAAGUCGAAAAAAUAGUUCAAAAAAAAGAAAGUUGCACUGCUCAGAUUAAAAACAAUUCCCAAAUUUAAUUCCAGGUUUGGCGUGGAAUGCUGGAAUUGCUCCAAAUUUUCCACGAUUCUAGAAACAAUGUUCGAAAAUUGUGGGAAAUGGGACUAUUGAUGGGAUUCUUGGAGUUUGCCGAAGUCGAUCAGAUUUUGGAACAACACAAAUCGGCGCUGAUUAUGCGGUUGAGUUUUGUCACCGGAGGUAAGGCUAAAAUGAGCAAUUUUGAGCGAAAAUGCUCAAAUUUGAGCAAAAAUCACGAUUUUUUGCACCCAAUUCCACCCCAAACCCUCAAUUUCUCUACAGGAACCAUAUGCUUCACUGUAAAAUCCACCGCACAUACUUUGGACGCAAAAGCCACGCGGCCAAUUCAUUUGGAACCUCUGGAUCUGAAACGACUUCAGCAGAAAUGUUUGAAAGAUUAUUUGCGAGAUAUUUCGGAUGCGGAAAAGGUGAGUGGAGCAUUUUUGAGCCCGAAUUCACAUUUUUUAGCCAAAAAACUUAAUUUUUGAGUAAAAUUUAUGAAUUUCAGCGAUUUUCAUCCUAAAAAUCCCAAAUUUUUCAGGUCAAAUACAUUUUAAAUGCGCGCCAAGAAGUUGUUCGAAUCAGUGACGUCAUCGAACAACUCGGACCCGGAAGUCAACAAAAUGAAAUGACAGAUAGUCGAGAUAUUUCGAGUAAUAUUACACAUAUGGGCGAUAUUGAUACGAUGCAACAUAUUAGGUACGGUAUUUGGGGAUUUUGGUCUAAAAAUGGUGAAAUUUGACCGAUUUUGAGCAUUUUCAGCCGAAAUCUGAAAAACUUAUGAAAUUUUGGACUUGAAAACUUUUUGCCGUCAAAAAUUGGCAUAAUUUUGAGCAUUGUUAUUGUAUUUCACAUAAUAUGAGCAAUGUUGCAGAUUCACCGCCAUGCGAAUUGCUGUUGUGACGUGUAAAGUCAAACCGCCAUCAGCUGAUCAGGACAAUAAUUUGGAAAUUGAGAGACAGUGAGUUGCUAUGACAGGCCUAACAAGCCUAAAAGGCUCAGGCUUUGUAAGAUUAACCUUAAGGCCUUAGCCCAAGCCCAAUUUUGCAGCUUCUCCAACUACGGUCGCCUCCAACCGAUCUACGGAACCCGCGACGACGAUUUUCUGCGCGAAUUAGUCCAACUCGCAAAUUCUUACGGUAAAUCCAAACAGGAUCUUUUUGAAAGCCUCGAUUUCGUCCACGAUCCCACAUUUUCCACAUCAAACGGUGGACCGAUUCUACGAAAAGCCUCAUCGAUUUAUGACUCGUCCGGGCCGUCGUCGAUCACUGGACCUUCUGCACAACAUCAGAUGAUUAGUCCACCACCGAUUCCACCAAAGGUAGGGGGAAUUUUGAGCUGAUAUACUGUAAUUUUGAAUCCCAAACACCAACCCCUUACAGUACCUUUUUUUCAGACAUCUCCAACUCUUCCAACUUUUGCUCAUCAGGCUGAAAAUAAUUUGUUUGAAUUUUGA